AUGGGGAUUCUAAGCCAGCUAUCAAUCAUUCACCUCCUCUGGGCUGCUAUGGUCUUUUGUCAAUACGAAGACUAUGAUUUUGAGGAUGAAUAUGAUGAGGAGCCAAAUCAUCAACAUCCAUAUUAUUUUAAUCCAAAUACACAAGCUGAAGUUCCUCGCUUUCCUUUUCCACUUCAGUGCGCCAGAGAAUGCUUUUGCCCACCAGCUUUUCCAUUAUCAAUGUACUGUGAUCAUCGUAAGCUUAAGACAAUACCAAAUAUCCCCAGUCACAUCCAACAACUUUAUCUGCAAAACAAUGAUAUUGAAGCUGUGCCUACAGGACCAUUCACUAAUGUUACCUUCUUAAGAGAAAUUAACCUCAGCUAUAACAAAAUUAAAUUUCAUAUGAUUGACCAUGGUGUGUUUGCCAAAUUUUCAAACUUAGUGCAACUUCAUUUACAACAUAAUGAAUUAGAAGAAUUUCCAUUCCCACUCCCCAGCUCUCUAGAGAGACUCCUCCUUGGUUUCAAUAAGAUUUCUCGGUUAUCUGGAAAUGCAUUGGAAGGAUUACCCAACAUAACCAUGCUUGACCUUUGCAAUAAUUUUCUUGACGACUCAGUACUCAAAGGAAAACCAUUUUCAAACAUGAAAAAUUUAAUGCAGCUCAACUUAUGCAACAACAAAUUACAGACUAUGCCUCCUGAUCUACCAUCAUCACUUAUGUAUCUCUCUCUUGAAAAUAACUCCAUUUCUUAUAUUCCAGAACACUAUUUCAACAGACUUCCAAAAAUCAUUGCUCUACGAAUGUCCCACAAUAACCUGCAGAACAUUCCACAUAACACCUUUAACCUACCUAACCUUCUAGAACUUAAUCUUGGACACAACAAAUUGAAACAAGUAUUCUAUAUUCCAAGAAGUUUGCAGCAUCUGUAUAUUGAAGACAAUGACAUUGAAAUCAUAAAUGUUACUUUGAUGUGUCCAUCUAUUGAUCCAAUGAACACCAACCAGUUAACCUAUAUACGAGUGGACCAAAAUAAGCUUACAAUUCCAAUAAGCACAUAUGCAUUCUUUUGCUUCCCUCACAUUCGAACCAUUUAUUACGGUGAACAAAAUGGUAAUGUCAACAAGUCCACUCAGCUAAGAACACCAGUGUUUCGACGAUUUUUAACACCGGAAGAAUAUGACGAAGACGACAAUCAUGAAACACAUGAUCAUGAAACUGAAGACGACCAUGAAGCAGAAGAGAACUAUCUUCAUCCUUACUUUCAGUGA
This is a messenger RNA of Balearica regulorum gibbericeps (East African grey crowned-crane), 1251 nucleotides long. RefSeq names its product osteomodulin (gene OMD). Gene Ontology annotation, molecular function: protein binding. The record is from RefSeq and is a predicted model, not a curated record. Lineage: Eukaryota; Metazoa; Chordata; Aves; Gruiformes; Gruidae.